Messenger RNA from Hydra vulgaris (swiftwater hydra), 979 nucleotides. The record is from RefSeq and is a predicted model, not a curated record. Lineage: Eukaryota; Metazoa; Cnidaria; Hydrozoa; Anthoathecata; Hydridae.
AUGAAGCAACAGUACAGGUUAUUUCCAAGUACAAGUAACUUCUAUGAAAUAGCAAAUGAGCUUUUCCUAAGGUAUCCUUCUCUAAAACCUCGUCACUGCAAUGGCUCUUCUAGAAUUAAUUCUGGUCGUAAGCGAAAUUCUGUCUUGCUGAAUGAGUCUGUUAAUCUUUGCUCAGCAAAACGUCACUGCCAUCAUUCAAGUGAUAAGAAUGUGGAUGAUGGUAUAACUCAAGAUAUUAUAAAAAGUAUAAAGAAUGAGUGUCAGAAACUGCGCCCAGAUAUAGAAUUUUUGGCUCACCAGAUUAUCUUGUCUAUUGAGGCAUUAAAAUAUACAUGCCGAAAUGAAAGAACUUUAGAUGUCCUCAAUAAAUUCCCAGCACUUUACUAUGAAAAAGUUCUUUUUGCAGCAGCAAGAGUUAUAACAAAUACAGAUAUUGACAAUAACUGCUUGUUAUUAUUGGGUAGAAUGAAGGAGGGAAUGAAGAAGUUAAUAGAUUUAAAAAAACCUUUGUCAGCUAGAUGGCAAACAUUAUGCAAUGGGGUACUUGAUGAGAUUAGUGAUGCAACAAUAAAAAACCUUCAUUGUUUAAUUCUUCCAAGCAUUUUUUGUGACGAAGAAGCACUUUUGUUCACCAUGACGCUAGAUCCAAUCUAUCCAACCCUUGCUCUGAAAAUUGAAGGAGAUGCUAUAAAUCCAACACGAAUAAGUCUUGUAGUUGACGGGCUGACACUAAGCAAUUCUGUUCCUGAUGUAACUUGUGGUUUGGGUCUCGUCAUCUGCUCAUAUUAUAUUUUUGAUAUUGCGUAUCCAAAGAAAUUACAAAAAACCCUGUCUUUUCUAGAACAUUACGUUUUUGAGCGAAGGAGUAAACUUCCUGCCAACAUUCAAAACAUUGCUAGUUUUUUGAACUUAUAAUAUUAAAUUAUAAAACUUAAUAACAUAUUAAUGUUAUUAAUUUGUUUCAAAAUCUUUAUUUAAA